This is a messenger RNA of Ochotona curzoniae (black-lipped pika), 7193 nucleotides long. It is a transcript of the gene MDC1, whose product is annotated as mediator of DNA damage checkpoint 1. Lineage: Eukaryota; Metazoa; Chordata; Mammalia; Lagomorpha; Ochotonidae. The transcript is spliced from 15 exons. Gene Ontology annotation, molecular function: protein binding. Gene Ontology annotation, cellular component: nucleus. The record is from RefSeq and is a predicted model, not a curated record. The coding region runs from base 341 to 5935 and encodes 1864 amino acids. Gene Ontology annotation, biological process: positive regulation of transcription initiation by RNA polymerase II.
CUGGCGCCAGACUCUAUGGUCGCCGUUUGGAAAUGAGCGCGGGAAGAGGGCAGUCCGUUGGGGCUGUCCAAUCAGGAGGCGCCAUUCGGGGCAGUCGUCGGUGACUUUCCGAGCCAAGCCGAAAUCUCCCGGGAAAUGCUUUCCCUUUGAACUGGAAAGCGGCGCGUGGGGGAGGGGAUUUGAAUGUGGGACUUCCUCGAACCGGAGUACAGCAAGGCCGUGAGCGACAGCGGCUGCAGCCAAUCAGCACGUUGGAUCGCUGUUGGAGCGCGCAUUCGCACCGCCCCAGUGGCGACCGUUACUGGCGUCGCGCGCGCGCGCGUACUCUUAAAAGUCGACCAUGGAAGACACCCAAGCCAUCACCUGGGAUGAAGAGGAGGAGGACACACAGCAACCCAGCUACUCUUCAGGGGGCAGCUCAGAGCCCGUGGGGCGACUGCAUGUCUUCAGCAGCAACUAUGGACCAGAGAAAGAUUUCCCACUCUACCUCGGGAAGAAUGUGGUAGGCCGGCUGCCUGACUGCUCGGUGACACUGCCCUUCUCAUCCAUCUCCAAACAACAUGCAGUGAUUGAGAUCUUGGCCCGAGACAGAGCGCCCCUCCUGCAGGACUGUGGGAGCCUCAACGGUACUCAGAUCCUGAGGCCCACGAAGGUCCUGAGCCCCGGGGUGAGUCAUCGCCUCAGAGACCAGCAAUUGAUUCUCUUUGCUGACUUGCCCUGCCAGUACCAUCGCCUGGAUGCUCCCCAACCCUCUGUCUCCCGUGGCCCUCUGACUGUAGAGGAGACUCCCAGGGCCCAGGGAGGAAUUCAACCUACGAGGCUGCUGUUGGCUGAGGACUCAGAAGAGGAGUUGGAUUCUCAUUUGAAAAAAUGUGUGAUGAAAGAUCCAAGGAGUGCUUUCUCCCCUUGGGCAACAGUUGUACCAGAGAGCGAUGAAGAGGGGCUUUCUCCUGCCCCUGGUGGCCCUGGGCCAUCUUCUAGCUUCAAACUGGAAAGUGACACAGAUGAAGAAGAAGGGCAGCUCUCAGCAGCAGAGGAGACCUCCUCAGCUGCCAGAAGAAGCGCUGCCAUAGUGGCCAAGCAGCCCAAUGGGGUGGCAGCAAAGCAGCAGCCUGCUGUGACAGAAACUGGCAAUGACACAGAAGUCCAGAAAAAUGCAGACAAUAGGCUGGUUCCAGAUGGGGUGAUUCUGGAGAGGAACCAAGCACCUGCAGAGGAGAGUAAUUCAGAUGUGGAUGACAACAGGCUUCCCAGGAGGCCCACCGUGAGCCAUGUGCAAAGGGCCCAGCCUUCAGACGUCAUGGACAGUGACACUGAUGUGGAGGAAGAGAAAAUCCCUGCCACCCCAGCUGUGGUUCCUGUGAAGAAGAGACAUGGCUUCUGUGGAGUUGGUCCCAGCAGCCCUGGAGCACUCGGCCCGCAGGAGAGCCAAGCUGGUGGUGACGCAGAUGGGGAGGAGAGCAAGGCCUCCCUUGCCAUCCCUCUGGUGAGAAGCCAAGCCCCUAUGGUGAUCAACAGUGACACAGAUGAAGAGGAAGAAAUUUCAGCAGCACUCACCCUGGCCCGACUGAAAGAGAGCCCAGCUGCUGGAUGGAACAGAGAUAGACAUGUGGAAGGGGACAGAGGCCAGCCCAAGGUCCUUCUGCACCAAAACCAGAGCACCUCUGAGAGAGACAGUGACACAGACAUGGAGGAGGAGAAGGGGGUGCCAGAGGGACAAACUGUCCCCAGUGGUCACACUAACAGGAAUGGAACUCUAUAUACAGCACACUCAACCAUGAGCGCCCCUCCUCCUGGGGAGAAAGACAUAAAGGUGGAAACAGAGAUGAGCUCACCUGGGAUCCACCUGCAGAGAAGCCAAGAUUGCACCACAGUGGUCGUCAAGACAGAAAAGGAGGAGGAAGUAUCACGAGAGCCAGCUGUUGGACAUCUACAGAAAGGCCAGGUGCUGGGGGAGACAACAAAUCAAAUCAAGGUGGAAGCAGAGGGUGACCCGGCAAAACUGGGUUGUGAAGCAGAUGCGGAGGAGGGCACAUCCUUAGCAGCCUCAGUAGUGACAGAUGCAAAAAAGAACCAGAUUCCAGUGAAGGAGGCUGCAGACACAGACUAUACUACAGCCAGGCAGGAGAGCGCUGUUCAGUUGGGGGCCCAGGAUAGGUCACCUGUGGCCCAGGUGGAGCAGAACUUUCUCCCUGUCUCAAAGAAGAACCUCACAGAUGAGGUAGUGGACACAGGUUCUCCAGGAGGAACUACACAGUCACAAAGAGAGGGCGCCCAGACCCCCAUAGGAACUGAGAGAGAGCUGCACAUGGGCAGCACCAAGGGCUUGGAAGAAGACUCUGAUGAUUUUGAUGAUCUGGAACUUCAGGCCACCCAGUGCUUUGUGGACAGGGAUGUACAGCACCUGGAAGACCUGAAUGUGGAGGAUGAAAGCUUGUUGAAUCUGCCUCCGGAGCCUGGGUCUUCCUGUUGUAGCUCAGCUACCAUGGAUGUGUCAUGGGAGCUCAUGGCUACCCAGCCAUUCUGUACAACAGAGUCUGACGCCUCUGAGACCCAGUCCACUGCCACCCACCCCGAGGCCCACGGAUUCUGCCUGUCUCCACCUAGCACAGUACCACAAGAGCAACGUGCAGAGAGCCCAGAACACACAGAGCUACUGGGGAGUCAAGGCAGAGCGAUGCAGACUAUGGAGAAAGACAUGGGUACAGCCAAAGAAACAGCAGACAGGGUGACUCCUGAGAGAGGGCCAUGCGAGAGGGACACCAGCCAGCUGCCACCAGGAGAGCAGGAAGCUACGCUGGGAGGGGGACAGUCCACUAGGGAGGUAGAGGACAGAGAGCAACAGCAACUGCUAGCUGGAGACACUGAGAACCAAGAGCCUGACCACAGGGAGGAAAGUGCAAGUCCUGAGAGGGAUCAGGAGAGUCUGCAGGUGGAAAUGGAGACAGCCGAGGAAAUACAAAGUAGAGAAACAGAGAAACAGACCCUUGGGAGUGAAGUAUUUGAGAGAGAAGUAGAGAGGCCUGUGCCAGAGAAAGAAUGUGAGCCAGCUAGGUUAGAAGUGACCCCAGUAGGAGAGAGGAGAGAGCAGACAGAAGGGAGCCAGGACCAGAGAGAGCAGGCCUCCAGUCCCAGACCACAGCCUGGAGUAGGGGAGGGGGAGCCUCAGGGACUUGCCUCCACUCCCAUAGUUUCUGAGAGCCAGUCAGGUGGAGGAAGGGGAGCCCCAGGGAGCCCCACAAGGCAGUUGAGAGACCACUUGAAAUGCAACCUGUCACGUGAUGAGACUUCCAAGGGUGAUCCAGAAUGCCCAGAUGCUUGUCGGCCUGAAGCCUUAACCCCACUCCCAGACCCUCUUAUCUCUCAGGACCAACAACAUCCUGCCCCUCAGCCCUUUCUUCCUCCUUCCCCACCUGCUUUUGAGUCAUCCAUUGUUAGGACCAGGCAGAAUGGAAAUCAAACUCCAGAAAGUUCCUUGUCCUCAGAGCUGGAACAUGAAGUCAGGCCCCAGAGGUCCUCUCCAGUUUUCUCUGCUGCCCUUGAACCUCACCCUCCCACUCCCCCAGAGCAGUGUGAUACCCCCAAGCCCAUACCUCGGGCUACUAUGGGUAGGUCACAUAGGUCCUCUAUUAAGACCCUUGAACUGGCUGAGCUCACAGUCCCUGACUUCCAGCCAUCCACCUCCACAGAGCAGUCUGACAUCCCCAGACCUACAGUUCGAGCUACUCGGGGCAGGACCCACAGGUCCUCUGCCAAGACACCUGAGCCAGCCAAGCCUCCUGUCCCCACAGAGCAACCUGAUACCUCCAAGCCCACACCUCGGGGCAGGGCCUGUAGAUCCUCUACCAAGACCCCUGAACCAGCUGAGCCGCCUGUCCCCACAGAGCAGCCUGACACCUCUAAGCCCACAUCUCGAGGCAGGGCACGUAGAUCCUCUACCAAGACCCCUGAACCAGCUGAGCCUCCUGUCCCCACAGAGCAGCCUGACACCUCUAAGCCUACAUCUCGAGGCAGGGCGCGUAGGUCCUCUACCAAGACCCCUGAACCAGUUGAGCUUCCCAUCCCCACAGAGCAGCCUGAAACCUCUAAGCGCACAUCUCGAGGCAGGGCACGUAGGUCCUCUACCAAGACCCCUGAACCAGCUGAGCUUCCUGUCCCCACAGAGCAGCCUGACUCCGCCAAGCCCACAUCUCGAGGCAGGACAUGUGAGUCCUCUACCAAUACACUUGAACCAGUUGAGCCUCCUGUCCCCACACAGCAGCCUAACACCCCGAAGCCCACACCUCGAGCCACUCGGGGUAGGACACGUGGGUCCUCUGGCAAGGCCCUUGAGCCAGCUGACCCUCCUGUUCCCCCUGAGCAGCCUGACACCCCGAAGCCCACAGCUCAAGCUACUCGGGGCAGGACACGUGGGUCCUCUGUAAAGACCCCUGAACCAGCUAAGUCUCCUGUCCCCACAGAGCAGUCUGACACUUCUAAGCCCUCAUCUCGAGGCAGGACACGUGGGUCCUCUGUAAAGACCCCUGAACCAGCUAAGUCUCUUGUCCCCACAGAGCAGCCUGACACUUCUAAGCCCUCAUCUCGGGGCAGGACACGUAAAUCCUCUACGAAGACCCCUGAACAAGUAGAACCCAUAGCCUCUGAUCUUGAGCCUUCCUCUACCAGGGACCAACCUGUCACCCCUAAGGCCAUAGCUCAGAGUAAUCAGAGCAAGACACUGAGAUCUUCUAGAUCAAGUGUUGUGCCAGUUUCUGCCACCUCUGAAUUUCAGUCAGCUGUCACUGCAGAGCAACAGACCCUGCAGCCCAUUCCUCAGGGCAGUAACAGCAGGGCACAGAGGGUUACAAGGAAGCAGAGUUCACCCAAAGCUCCUGUUGUCCACAAGCCUUGCUCUGCACUCCCUGAGCCUAAAUCCCGAUCAUCAAGGAACCAAAGACAAGGAGCAGUGAGAGCAGCUGAGUCCCUUGGGACUGUCCCUGAACCUUCUUUUUCCCAGCCUCCUGGGGUACCUACUCAUGCUCCCCAGAUCCAAAAGGUGGAAGCAUCAGACAUAUCCGAAGUCGCCCAAGAGCUUCCGCCAAAGGUCUCUUCAAGCUGCAAGAGGCCUUCAUCAUUCAUUGAUUCACCCCCACGUCAUAAACGACUCCGCAGAGGGCAAGUGUCCCCAAAGACGGUGUUCCCCAGGGAGGAAGAAGAGGGUGCUUCCGAGAAGCCAAGGAGGGAAGAGGACAUAGUGGUUCCAGGACCAGGCAAGAGAAAGAGAGGCCAGGCAGAGAAGGAACCCCAGGAAGUACCAAACCGCAGCCGCCGACGGACCAAACCUCUUGAGCCAUCAGCAGCACCCAAAGUGCUCUUCACAGGAGUCCUGGACCCUCGUGGAGAGCAGACAGUGCUGGCCCUUGGAGGGAGUCUGGCCAGUUCAGUGGCAGAAGCCUCCCACCUGGUCACUGACCGAAUCUGCCGCACUGUCAAAUUCCUGUGUGCUCUGGGGCGGGGCAUCCCCAUCCUUUCUCUGGACUGGCUGCAUCAGUCCCGAAAGGCUGGCUGCUUCCUGCCCCCAGAUGAGUAUGUGGUAACUGAUCCUGAGCAGGAGAAGAAUUAUGGCUUUCGCCUUCGGGAUGCCCUGAGCCGUGCCCGGGAGCGAAGGCUGCUGGAGGGCUAUGAGAUUCAUGUGACCCCUGGAGUCCAGCCACCACCCCCUCAGAUGGGAGAGAUCAUCAGCUGCUGUGGAGGCACCGUCUUACCCAACAUGCCCCGCUCCUACAAGCCUCACAGAGUUGUGAUCACAUGUCACCAGGACUUCUCUCGCUGCUCUGGCCCACUUCGCCUUGGACUGCCUGUGCUGUCGCCCGAGUUCCUGCUGACAGGUGUGCUAAAGCAGGAAGCCACGCCAGAGGCCUUUGUCUUCUCCACUUUGGAAAUGCCUUCCACCUGAAAGUUCCAGCAAAGAAUUAAAAUAGAAUUUGGAAUAAAAGACUUCUUAAGACUUUAGAAAAGUUUGGGGUGUGGGGUGUACUGGUGUAACUUGCCCUACAGAGACAUUCAUUGGGGACCACAGAUUUUCUAACGUGGCUAUUAAUCCCAGGCUCAGCCCUCUGGACCAUUCAUCUCUAGCCAGACUGCUGUCAUUAAUGUUCGUUAAUGGCACACAAAGUGUCCUGUCUGCUUGUUUGGAAGCCAUCUCCUCCUACUGGGAUUCUCUUUAACUUUUAAAGAUAACAGGACAACUUUGGUGUCAGGAACUUAAGGGAUACUUGGAGUAGAUUUGAGGAUGCAAUUACAGUUACUACUAAAAUACUGUCCUCUUCUGGCUUCAUGUGGUUACAGGGAACCUCUGACUCUGACUUUGAGCAAGCCUCUGCACUUUUCUGCCCUGAUUUUCCAGCAUUUACAAAAUUACAGCUUAGGUCUGAUCUAUCAAAAUAAAUAUUCACUCUGUGCCUUAUGGUGUAGUGCAAAUUUUUUUUAAAUAUCUGGGUCUUUUUAAGAAAUGGUUUAAAUUUGUUUUAACUUCUCUUUGAGGCACAUUAUGCACUACUUAAGUUUUAAAAGUUGAUUGUUUUCAAAGAUGUGGAGAAGUUUGAACUAUAUACAGCUGGUGGGAGUGUGAAAUGAUUCAAUCUCCACAGUAAACCGUUAAAUGGUUUCAUAAAAGUUAAGAUAUAAAAUUACCAUAUGACCCAGCAAUUCUGCUCCUAGGUAUAUACCCAAAAGAAUGAAAACACUUUUCGUUUGUGAGUGCUCAUAUCAGCACUUUUCACAAUAGCCCAAGAAGUGCACAAUGCAAAUAUUCAUCAACAGAUGAGUGGUUAAACAAUUGUAAUCUAUUCACAUAAAAGACUGUUAUUCAACCAUUUUUAAAAUGGGUUGAAGUUUUGAGAAAUUGCUACAGUAUUUUGAGUAUUUUGCUAAGAAGCCAGAUGCAUGAGGAAACAUUGAAGGGCUCCAUUUAUAUGAAAUACCCAGAAUAGGUGAAUUCAUAGAGACCAAAAAUGUAGACGGGUGAUUCCCAAAGGCUGGGAAGAGGAGGAAGCAGGGAAAGAAUGAAAUGGAUGUAGGGUUUAUUUUGAGUCAAAAGUGUUUGGGAACUAGAUACAGGUAAUAGUUACAUAUAUUGCAAAUGUACUAAAUGCCAGUCUAAACUGGUCAAUCUAUUUGUGUGUAUCUCUCUUCAAUAAAAAGACUGUUAAUGA